CUUAGUAGAAAAACUGAAGAUUAAUUUUGAUGAAAAUGGUGUCGCUAAGAGUCUGUGUUUAUGUUUCUCUAAUCGUACAUGCCUUCUUCUUGCUUCCAACUGGAGUCUUGUGUGAUGAAGAAGACGAUCUUCUUCAAGGGAUCAAUAGUUUUCGCCAAUCCAGGAGCUUAGCAGCCUUAUCAAAGAACAAUAACGCCGAAUGCAUGGCCGACCAAAUAGCCGACGCGUUGGAACAUAAAGCAUGCAGCACCAUGGCGGGUCCAAGCAUCAUCACAAGCACGCGACCGCGGUACGCAAACUAUCCAGAUAUCGUUAAGAAGUGCGAUAUCGAUAUUAACACGACAACGGACGGUGUCAUACUGCCCGUUUGCGUGCCUAAACGGGUCCCGACCCUCGUACUCACCAACUAUACCCAAUCCUCGUACGCUAAUUAUUUGAACAAUUCGCGGUAUAGUGGAGUUGGAAUCGGCAAGGAGAAUGAUUGGGUAGUCGUGGUGCUUGCCACCAACACUCCGGCUGGGACGUUUUCGAAUGUGGCUGCGCCUAGGCUCGGUUUGGUUGCGCGUAUAAGCUUGUCCAUGGUGGUUCUUACGUUGGUUUGGUUAGGAAUUUGGUAAGUGAUGGUAUGUAUAUUUAGCUAAAGAUGGUGUGUUUUGUUGUGUAUUAACGCGAAAAGACUCCAGAUAUGGAAAAAAUAUAUGUUUUAAUUGUUCUUUCAA
Helianthus annuus (common sunflower) is the source of this 719-nucleotide messenger RNA. RefSeq lists its product as uncharacterized. The record is from RefSeq and is a predicted model, not a curated record. Lineage: Eukaryota; Viridiplantae; Streptophyta; Magnoliopsida; Asterales; Asteraceae. Bases 30 to 617 code for a protein of 195 amino acids. The transcript is spliced from 2 exons.